AUGCCAAAACGAAAGCGUUCCGCCGAGACCGGCCUGCUGGCCGCUAUUGAGAAGCACCAGGACGAAAUUUUCCGAGCUCUCAAGUCUGCCAAGGGCUUCGAGCGGCAGCGCCAGAGCAAGCGAUUGCGCCAAGAUGGUGUGCAAGCCGACAAACGGCAGAGAAUAGAGCGAGAGAUUGCGGUGUUGAAGUCUCUCGACCUUCAUCAGACUGCUCGUGCGCAUCUGGCGUCUUCGCUACUCAGGGUCGAAUCCAUCGCCACAUCCCCCGACUUCCCCAAAGAGCUUCAAGGCGGCGUACCCAAGCCCGAACUCCCCGAACACGAGCGCAGUGCCCUACACAAUGUCACGAGCGCACUCUACAACAAGGUGCCUGUCAGACAAGCCACGGACGGCGCCAUUGCUGCGGUGUGCCACGCGCUGAACGUCUCCGUGCCCGACAAGACCAAGCGAGCUCGGAAGAACAAACGGACAGAAAAGGAGGAGCAACCCUCUGAUAGGAUGCCGCUCCAGCCAGCACCCAUCAACUUGGCGACUGCGGGGGGGGAGAUCGCGUCGGAUCAAGAGUCCGUAGAGGCAGAAGUCACCGAGGAGACCGAGUUCUCAAAGCUCGACCACUUGCUUGGGAGUUCCUCCGACGAGGAGGAUGACAAGUUGGACGAGGAGAGGCUUGAAAGAUUCAAGAGUAGAGAGGUGGUCAAUCUGGACGACAUCUCGCUAUCCGGAUCUUCUUCGGAAGCUGACACCGGAGAAGACUCUGAUUCCCAAUCGGAAUCAGCCUCGCCUCCCCCGGCGAAGCAGAGGAAAGGAGAGGUGAAGCAAUCCGUCACGACCGCGGGAACCGGCGUCAUCGGGGGCUCUACGUUCCUCCCAUCUCUCAUGGGCGGCUACAUCUCCGGCUCAGAAUCUGCAUCCGACAUCGAAGAGGCCAGGCCUCGAAAGCGCCGUGGACAGCGAGGCCGACAGGCCAUUUGGGAAAAGAAAUACGGCGCCAGUGCCAAACACCUCCAGAAGGAGAGCCAAACAGGCGGGCGAGACGCAGGCUGGGACAUGAGGCGAGGCGCAGUGGAUGGAGAUGGCCGGGAACGGAAAACCCCAUGGAAGAAGGGAGUCUCUGAUCCGUUGGCGAGAAGUGCAUGGAACGAAGCUUCCGGCAAACCAACGCCCAAGCCGACCAAGAGGGACGAUCAAGGUCCGCUGCACCCCAGCUGGGCGGCAAAGAAGAAGGCCCAAGACGCGCAAAAGAACAUGUCGUUCUCGGGGCAGAAGAUUGUGUUUGAGUAA
This is a messenger RNA of Hirsutella rhossiliensis, 1281 nucleotides long. RefSeq names its product BUD22 domain-containing protein. The transcript has 3 exons. Gene Ontology annotation, biological process: maturation of SSU-rRNA. The record is from RefSeq and is a predicted model, not a curated record. Bases 1 to 1281 code for a protein of 426 amino acids. NCBI's taxonomy places the organism in Eukaryota, Fungi, Ascomycota, Sordariomycetes, Hypocreales, Ophiocordycipitaceae. Gene Ontology annotation, cellular component: 90S preribosome; nucleus.